Messenger RNA from Dendronephthya gigantea, 4047 nucleotides. RefSeq lists its product as uncharacterized. The record is from RefSeq and is a predicted model, not a curated record. Gene Ontology annotation, biological process: DNA integration. Gene Ontology annotation, molecular function: nucleic acid binding; zinc ion binding. The transcript has a single exon. The coding region runs from base 1 to 4047 and encodes 1348 amino acids. NCBI's taxonomy places the organism in Eukaryota, Metazoa, Cnidaria, Anthozoa, Malacalcyonacea, Nephtheidae.
AUGGCAACAAAUCUCCCGUCGUUUCCAGCAUUCGAUAUCACCCAAGAUCAAGGAGCUUUAGGCCCUCGGUGGAAGAAAUACAUCGCUAGAUUUAGAAAUCUCGUCGUAGCGCUGAACAUUAACGACAAGAAGCGUCAAAGAGCUUUGCUGUUACACUACGCUGGCGAGCAUGUUAACGACAUUUUUGACACGCUUCCUGACACAACAGCUACUGACGAUGAAAACCCAUUCGAAAAGGCAGUAGAGGCCCUUACAGCGUACUUCACACCGAAGAAAAACGUAGUAUACGAAGAGUAUCAGUUCAGGCAAGCCAAACAAGAACAAGGUGAGAAGUUUAUGGCAUUUUAUACUCGCCUGAAGCAACUUUCGCAGACUUGUGAGUUCACUGACCCUGACCGUGAAAUAAAGUCUCAAUUAAUUCAGCAAUGCAUAUCAUCAAAGCUGAGACGGAAAGCCCUUAGCGAGCCUGAAAUCGCCCUUCAGAGUUUACUUGAUUACGGGAAAACUCUAGAACUAACAGAAACUCAAGUUGCAGACUUGGAAAGUCAAACGAGGGAGAAAGCAGAAGACGUGACUAAACUUAGCCAAUAUAAGAAAUCCAAUAAUCGAUGGAAGACUUCGAAUCGUGGGUAUGCUAAGACCAGAAAGGAGUAUAAGAACAGUGGACCCUCUGGAUCUAACUCAAAUAUCUCGAAAUGUCGGAAUUGUGGUGGAACGUUUCCGCACAAGGGUGGCAAGACCGCUUGUCCAGCGUACCAGAAGGAGUGUCACAACUGUGGCAAGCGUGGUCACUUUAUGUCUGUUUGUCGAAGUGAAUCGAAGCAAAAAUUGCCGUCCAGACAAAGAGAAAGAUUAGCAGCUUUUGGCGAACAGCUCAGCGAUAGUGAGGAUGACGAAAACACGUUUUGGCUGAAUGUCCAUAGUGUCAGUGGUCAGCGAGAAGCAAAACACCCCAUGUUUAGAGUGAACGUUAGAGGCGUAUGGUUGACCCUGAUGGCUGACUCCGGGUCUAGCAUCAAUAUCCUUGAUGAGAAUGAUUUCGAGAAACUUGGGGACCGUCCUGAACUCGAACAGACCUCUACUCGUGUCUAUCCGUAUAAGUCGAACAGACCCCUGAAGAUGAUUGGGCAGUUCGAGACAAUCCUGAAAACCGAACGUGGAGCAACGUCGCGAGAAGUCAUGUAUGUCACACAAGGAGCAGGCGGAUCACUUUUGAGUUGGCAAGCGUCUCAAAAACUCGGUUUGAUCUCCACUGUACGACCAUUGGAAAUGAAACGAGUCCCAAGAAAGGGGACCCAGCGUCUGGUAGAAGAGGGAGACCUAUUUACUGGCCUUGGAAAGCUGAAAGGUUAUCAAGUUCAACUACAUAUUGAUGACAGCAUUCAACCCUCCGCCCAACCGCAUCGACGCGUUCCAUUCCAUGUCAGAAAACAACUCGAAGAGCAGCUAGAAGAAGACGAAAAGAACGGUGUCAUCGAGCGCGUAGAAGGCCCAACUCCGUGGGUGUCACCAGUAGUCGUAGCGCCAAAGCCUAAACAGCCUGGAAAGAUCCGAAUGUGUGUCGACAUGAGGCAAGCGAACAAGGCCAUACAACGUGAGCGUCACAUAACACCAACCAUUAAAGAAGUGAUUGGAGAUCUAAACGGAGCGACUGUGUUUAGCAAGCUGGACUUGAAUCAAGGCUAUAACCAGUUAGAACUUGCGCCUGAAUCACGAUACAUAACGACCUUUAGCACACAUGUUGGACUACGAAGAUUUACCCGCCUCAAUUUCGGAAUUUCAAGUGCUGCUGAGAUAUUUCAGAAUGUUAUACGUGAAACACUCCGUGGAAUACAAGGGGCGAUAAACCUCAGUGAUGACAUCCUUGUCUAUGGGAAAACACAAGAGGAUCAUGAUCGAGCCUUAAGAGAAACCUUGCAACGACUUCGGGAAAAAGGAAUCACUCUUCAUCGAAACAAGUGUGUCUUUUCCAAGGACCGGUUGGAGUUCUUCGGAUACAUAUUUUCCGACAAGGGAGUGGCUGCCGACCCCAAGAAGGUGGAGGCUAUUGUUAAUCUUCAACCGCCGUCCAAUGUUGCAGAAGUACGAAGUCUGCUUGGUAUGAGCAAUUAUUGCUCACGUUUCAUUCCCGCGUAUGCAACGCUAACGCAACCAUUACGAGAGCUCACACAGAAGGAUAAGCAAUGGGAGUGGACGGAGACCCAUGAUCGUGCCCUAAACCAGCUCAAGGAUGCCCUGGUGAAAGCGCCUGUAACCGCUUACUUCGAUCCCGAUAAGCCCACCGAGAUCAGUGUUGACGCAAGCCCCGUAGGACUUGGUGCGAUUCUUAUACAGGUUGAUCCUGCGACUGGGGAGAAGCAUGUAGUUGCGUAUGCGAGUAGAUCCCUAUCAUCCGUCGAACAGCGAUACAGCCAAACAGAACGAGAAGCACUGGCUGUUGUUUGGGGGUGUGAGUACUUCCAUCUAUAUAUAUAUGGGAAACCAGUAAUCGUGGUUACGGAUCACAAGCCGCUUCUGGCAAUUUACAACAACGCCCGGUCUAAACCGCCAGCGCGAAUCGAGAGAUGGGCUUUACGCCUACAGCCGUACCAAGUGUCAGUCACUUAUGUGAAAGGAGAAGAAAAUCCUGCUGACUAUAUGUCGCGACAUCCUGAGAAGGUUAUACAGCCCAGCAGUCGCCAGGAACGCGUAGCUGAAGAAUUUGUAGAUUAUAUCGCUCACACUUCAACACCCAAUGCCUUAAAGCUGGAAGAAAUUGCACGAGCCACUUUGCAAGACGCAACUCUUCAAGCUGUCGAGUGUGCUGUUCGUACGAAUAACUGGUUUGAACCUGCGAAGAGACUUGACAUAAAUUAUGCAACCUACAAAGCUUUAGAACGAGUUAAAGAAGAGCUGACUAUCUCUUCGAAGGCUGGUAUCAUUCUGAGAAGAACCAGAAUUGUUAUCCCUGAAGCCAUGCAGCAACGCGUAAUUGAUCUUGCCCAUGAGGGUCAUCAGGGGAUUGCGAAGACAAAGUCCCUAUUGCGCGAGAAAGUUUGGUUCGCUGGUAUAGAUAGUGCAGUCGAAAAGAAAGUCAAAUCCUGCCUUGCGUGUCAAGCAAGCACACCUGAAACGAAGCGGGAACCACUUCAAAUGUCACCGCUACCCGAAGGACCUUGGAAAGAAGUGAGUGUUGACUUUAAAGAAUUGUCCGGGGGAGGAUAUCUACUCGUCAUUUAUGAUGAUUAUUCGAGGUAUCCAGUCGUGGAAGUGGUAACAUCCGUGUCUUCUAAAGUCGUUAUCCCACGUUUGAACAAGAUUUUCGCAGAGUUUGGUAUUCCAGAAACAAUGCGUUCGGACAAUGGCCCUCCGUUUAACGGGAAAGACUUUGAGAAGUUCGCCCUCACUCUCGGAGUUAAACACCGAAAGGUCAUGCCUUUAUGGCCACGUGCCAAUGGGGAGGUUGAGAGGUUGAUUUUGAAGAAAGCCAUCGAAGCAGCUAAGGUAGAUCAACGCCCAUGGAAGGACGAACUUUGUGAGUUUCUUCGUAACUAUAGAGCAACACCCCACUCAACGACGGGUAAACCUCCUGCAACUGUUAUGUUUGGCCGUCCCGUGCGUGUAAAAUUACCUGAAGCACCGCAGAGCAGGAAAGAUCCCGCAUCCAUCCAACGUCGUGACGAACUGGCAAAGAAGAAGAUGAAAUACUAUGCUGAUGACAAGUCUAAUGCGAAACCCAGAGAUUUAACUGAGGGUGAUAAGGUUUUGGUCAAGCGUGAUCCCUCCUACAAGUCCGGUAUUCCUUAUGACCCUAAGCCCUACGUGGUGACUCGAAGGAAAGGCACGAUGAUCACAGCCAAGAGGGAAGGCAAGGACAUAACGCGGAAUUCUUCCUUCUUUAAACAGGUGCCAUUAGCUGAUCCCAUAACUGUAGAGUCUGAUAUGGAUGACAGUAUUUCCCUACCAUCACAACUUAACCCUGCGGUAGAUCCAUCAGAUCAGCAGCAACGCCGCUAUCCUUUAAGGAGUUCCCGACGACCACCAGCACAUCUUAGGGACUAUGUUUGA